Auanema sp. JU1783 is the source of this 3807-nucleotide messenger RNA. The record is from the annotation of a GenBank genome assembly. Lineage: Eukaryota; Metazoa; Nematoda; Chromadorea; Rhabditida; Rhabditidae.
AUGUGGUUCGAAUUGCAUCGUUUGCUGGAAUUCGUCCAAGGUUUCACGGAUAUUGAUAAUGACGAAGCGGUGGAGACACUUCUCAUUGAAUUAGAACGUUAUAAAUCAAGAUUGCAACAAAUAUGCAAAAAUUCUCCAAAAUCUGCCCAAGAUCGAGCAGUUCUUAAAACUGAAGCAGAAAUCAAGGUUGAUGGUACCUCUUUCCAAGUUGAUGAUUUGAUCUGUGCAGAAACUAAAAUUAUAAGUGAUAUUUUCAAUAUAAAUGAGCUGGAAGCGUUGCAGUUAGUGCUAUCAGGUGAAGCUCAGCUUGCCAAUUUCUCAGGAUUGAACCGUGGUCUUGUUGCCGUUAUUUGUUAUUAUGAUAUGCAUCGCUUUCUUGCCGAAGUUCUCCGCAUUGUUUUAUCUUGGGAUAAGUUCUCAAUGACAGAAAAGCUCAAAGCUUUCAUUGAAAAUAAUUUCGCCCAGCUUAGCGUUUUUAAACAUUUGUUAGAACUACAAGGAAAAUUCAAUGUGCAGUCUGAGUUUACGUUGUUAUCACAGCCUGAAGUCAAUGGUCUGGGAGGAACAAGGCAUCAGCAAGUGUUGCGAUCAUUGAUUGAAGACAUUAAUGAAUCAACAUGUGAAGCAUUGUAUUCCGUUUGUGAAUGGGGUUGUGAUAAGAACCGGGAGUUUGCAGCUGAACUAUAUCCCAUACUCAAAGCUGUACCAGUAGCUGAGAAGUUUUCUCCAUUUCACUUAUCAGUUUGGUGCUCACUUGUGAAGUUGACAUCAAGCGAUGUUCUAAGCCAAUCGUCGUCAGCUCAGCAUACUAUCUCUGAUAUGAUCAACGAAAUUAGAAAUGAAACAAUGUGGUCAGAUCAGUCUGUUUGUGGAACAAUACAAUUAGUUUGUGGAAUAUCCAUUAGAGCUAUGGCUGUGAACACUGUUGAUCAUAUGAAUAUUGCUAAUGUUGAUAUAGAUGUAGAUCGUUUGGUUGACAGAGCAGUUCAGAAUCUUGCUUUGAAAUUCGUUCGAUAUGGAAUUCUAGCUUCUGACUCCUUCAAGAAUUGCUCCGCUCACGUAAAACUGGUGGAUACUAUAUUCAAACAAGUAAUUUCUCAUUUCCCCGCUAAGCUUAUGGAAAUUGAGAGAAACAGCGAGGACGAACUUCAUUGGGUUGAUCAAAUGGCAGAAAAGCAGCAACAGGUUACCCCAAAUGGUCAUUUUUCCACCUUUUUGGGAUGUAUUACUGAUUUGUAUAGUUUUGCGGAUUCACCGAAAGUUUCGAAUUCGGUGAAAACAAUGAUUCACAACUUGAGUAUUGGUUACAGCAGUGUUGGAUCGAUGGAACUGUGUCGAUUCAUGGAAAGAGGAAGAAUAGCUUGUCACGCAGUUCAUUCUGUUGGUUAUCUAGAGUUCUUACGAUCAGUCUGUAGAUCGAAAGCUACAGCAGCUUUUCUUUUCGAUAUUUUUGCUAGAGUUCCAGCUCACCAUGAUACCAUGUUUGGAUGGGAACAAGUAAUGGGUGCAUUGCGGUCUUAUGAACGAUUAUUCCGAGAACAUAAACAAAUUGCUCCACAUUUCGGAAAUCAGUUUGCUGCUGCUCCCCAGCCCGUAAUUCCUCCACAAGAUCUCGCUGGCCUCAUUUCGUGGAUUAAUCUAGCUAAAUGUAUUGCGGAAUUAGAUUCUGAGGCUGCAUCUAUGUUCUUGGAAGAUCGAAGUUGGUCACUAGUGGAUGCUGCAAUGGGUGUUAUAGCAGCUCCAGUACCACUAGUACUUAAAGGAGCGUUGUUCCACUUGUUAGCUUCAAUUGCUCGUAAAGAGAUAGCUGUGCAAAGAAUUUGGGCCUCUUUGCAAUCAUAUCAGAUAUGUUCUUUUGCUGAGAAUGGCGCGCUCCUGGGCUUACAACAAGAAUUAGAAGAGAGAGAAUGUGUUGAAAGAAGAUUCGACACAUCCGUUGGAUUCGUGCACUUGAUGAGUUCACUUCUGCAGUUCAGUAUUCCGGACAUAGCUGCUCCUUACUUACAAUAUCUAACAAAGUCUAUAGUUUCACAAAUGGCUUCAAGAUCUUAUGAAGAUGCGCAACAAAUGUGGGAGCUGGCAGAAGUAUCUCUGAAUGCUCUUCUUACAAUUUUGAAAAAGUCGUACACGGAUGCGCGAGCUGUUGCCGUGAGAGAGCCUCACGUUCAACUACUUGUGCAGAUAUUGAAUGAUACACCAGUUUACAGAGCGAUAUGUGCGGUGCUAAUGGAAGAUUGUGAUGUAUUUUUGAGUCCUUCACCGGGUGGAUCAAGUCAUAGACCAUCUCUGAAAGCUGCUCAGAUAGCAAUCGAGAUUUUAUCAUUGGCUUGCUCUCGUUAUAAUGCCUUGAAAUCUGCUAUAAGGGCUGCUAACUCUGAUUUCCUUCUUGCAACCUUGCAGGUCCUCAUGCUUUCUCCUCUGAGACAAACAGGGGAUAAUGUUAUUGACCUAUGUUUCAUUUAUCUUGAACAAGCUGAUGAGCACCCCUAUCACUCAAUGCAUGCUGCUCAGAUAGUUCAUGAUCUUUGUCUUGUUAGGCCAUCAUUACAAUCUAAAAUGGUUGAGCAGAUUAGAUUUAGAAUGAGAUCUACAGGUAUUCAGAGUCAAGUCAAAGCAGUUCGGUCUGUUUUGAAUUGCCAACAGAUUCAGUUCACGAUAGAAGAUCUUUUAAAUAAAGAUAUCCAAGAUUUGGAUCCCCAGUGGUGCAGAGGAGAAACUGCUCGACUUGUUUUAGAAUUUUUGGCAGAUUCUGUGCAAUCAGAUCCUAAGGGGCAAAACAUUUGUUAUUUGUUGUUUGGUUUCAACUCCCCUUCAGGAGGACAGCUAUAUUCUGAUGAUUCACGCCGCACUGGGUUCCACGAAGUUAUCAAAAUUGUGGAACAGUUUGAGAAUGAUCUCCCGUUGAAACUACCAUUUUCAGCUGUUAUCGAACCCGCUUUCCGUUUGCUGCAACUUCUUGUUUCUGUUGAUUGUUCGUAUGCCAAUAAUGUGCUACGAUAUUUGCGGUCGAGCGAUUUGAUCAAGCGCUUAGUAUCAGCUCCAGCUUUAGUUGACUGUCUCGAUAGAUACAAAUCAACCGACGAUACUUCAACAAUGUUCUCGUUAUCACGUAUGAUAGCUGGUUCCGUGCUUCACCUCUGUGCCCUGGAGAUAUCUUACUUACUGAAAAAUGGACAUUAUGAUAUGCCAGCAGAGCUGUACAAAAUCUUGUUGGAUAGCAGAGAAGAUGAUGAUAUGAUGGAGGAAGACUGUGGAAACUUAUUAUUCAACGUCCUACAAAAGAGUCAUAUUCGAGUGAAUGCUGAAAUCGAAUUCCCUAAGUUGAUGCAUUUUAAUGCUCAAAAGCUUCUACAGCUCUUCGAUGAUUGUAAAACUAAAACAGUAUUCGGUAUAAUCCAAAACGAUGUUGAGUGUCUACACUCUCUAUUGAAACGAGAAAUCUUAGCUACUCAGAACGAGGAUAUCGCCUACGUUGAGAGGGAAAUGACCGCAGUUCUUGAAUACUGUACAGAUUUGAAUGGCGAGUUGCUCCAGCGUGGAUCUACAUGCAGUCUCGUAUCUGGUUGCACAGCUCUGCUCAAUAUUGUAGCUGUUUUCUCUCCUGUUCCGUUUUUGUCAACUGUUUCUCAACUCGAUAUUCUGACUGACGCUUCCUUCAUUCUUAUGGAAUUCGCCAGUUCAUGUCCAUCUGAGCCGUUGGUCAAUAUUUGUGACACUAUCCUUAGAGUUUGCAAAGCUAUUUGUGUUAUGUCCAAAGAAAUACACACAGAGGUCAGUUUACGAGUUUUAUUCGUUUUGGUUUCAUAA